Messenger RNA from Paramecium octaurelia, 1569 nucleotides. Lineage: Eukaryota; Ciliophora; Oligohymenophorea; Peniculida; Parameciidae. The record is from the annotation of a GenBank genome assembly.
AUGAGUGAUAUAAUACAAAGGAAAUACUUAUAUCAUCUAUCGAUAACAUUAAAUAAGAAAGAUGAACUUUUUAGAUUAUGUUUAUAAAAAAAUAUUCGUUCUCUCAUUUUGUAUUUAACUAUUUGUUUGACCUGUCAAUUAUCCUAAUAAAUAACUAUAUUGAGUUUGCUAAGCUGUGGUUUUUAACUAGUACAAGAGAUAUAUUUAAAUAAUAUUGAGUUGAUUUAGGAAUUUUAGAAAAUUAAGUAAUCACCUGGAAAUAUAGAAUGGUAAUUAUCACAAGAACGAAAUAAAGACAUCAGACCUCCUGUAGUUGUGUUUUAUCCUCUCAACUUUGAAGAUGAAUUUUAUAUGAGCCAUGUUCUGAUUAUUUCUUCUCAGUUCAAAUUAGAAAAUAAUUAAUUUUUGAAUUCUAUCAUUAAGCAUUGUAAAUUCGUAUAUUAUAAUGAUUAAUCACAUAACAUGACAGGAAUAAAUUAAUUUCUAAAUAUUUUGUAAUUAUACGUCAUUCAGUGGUUUAUGAGCAGUGUGGACAAAAAGAAAUCUAAUAAAAUAUAUUAUUUAUGUAAAUAUUUGAGACCAUUGUCAAGUACUGUGACAAAAAGGAUAUCAAGUUAAUAGAGUCAGGAUGGUUGCUAUACUGUCACGUAUUGGGUGUGAUUGGUAUAAUUUGGAGCUUCUUCUUGGAGUCAGAAUUGUUCUACAAAUACUACCUUGUAAAUAAUUCCAUUAAAUUUAGGCCUUCUUAAUCUGGCAUUGCCUUACAGGAUUAGGAAUCACGGGUGGAGCUCACAGAUUAUGGGCGCAUAAAUCCUACAAAGCAUCAUGGCCAAUUAGAGUUUUCUUGAUGUUUAUGAAUUCAAAUUGUUUCUAAGGAAGUAUCUGGCAUUGGAGUAGAGAUCACAGACUUCACCACAAGUUUAGUGUAUGAAACUUAAUAUCAUCAUAGGAUACACCAUUGGAUCCACACAAUUCUUAAUAAGGAUUGUUUUUCUCUCAUUGUGGAUGGUUAUUGAAAAACAAGAGCAAGGAGUUAGUUGAAGAAGGAAUGAAGCUCGAUUUGUCCGAUUUGAAGGCCGAUUCCGUUGUAAUGUUCUAAAAGAGACAUUAUUAUAAAAUGGCUUUCCUUUGGGCUUUCAUCAUCCCUGCUUUGACUGGUUUGAUAAUAAGCGACAAGUGGUUCUUCAGUCUUUUGUUCUUAGGCUUCGGCAAAUACAUCUUCACUUUGAAUGCCACAUGGUAUUGCUCAAUCAUAAAGUUAGGUGUGUUAAUUCAAUCUGCCACUUUUAUGGAAGCAGAAAGUGGAAUCCAAGAAUCGAACCAAGAGACAACAUCUUCGUCUCAUUGAUUACAUUGGGUGAAGGAUGGCAUAACUGGCAUCACGAAUAUCCAAGAGAUUGGAGAGCCUCCAAAAAUGAGUGGUGGAUGAUCAACCCAACAUGCUCAUUUAUUUAGAUGUGUGAAUAUAUUGGAUUAGUAAAUACCAAAAGAGCAAAAUUGGAAGAAAAGGUGAAAUAUGAUUAUUGAUUUAUUAUUCAUUUGAAACACAAAUAAAAUUCUUAAUUUUAA